Molecule: messenger RNA, 1291 nt
Organism: Trifolium pratense (red clover)
Lineage: Eukaryota; Viridiplantae; Streptophyta; Magnoliopsida; Fabales; Fabaceae
Product: fruit protein pKIWI502
Exons: 5
Coding region: 189-1082 (297 amino acids)
Molecular function (GO): oxidoreductase activity
Source: RefSeq, a predicted model, not a curated record
CUAACUUUUCAGGCAUUCAUCAUCUCCCACUCCAAUUCUAUCGGACCAUAAAAAAAGAUUGACACGUGGAAUCCUCGUAAUCUUCAAUUUUAUAAUACGCAUCCAAAGUGCAUUUUAUCAAACACCGCCCCUCCUGCCGCCACUUCCGACUCUGACCAAACUCAUCACCAAACAAAUAAUAAAAAGACAUGUCAAUCCUUUCUCUCACACCGUCUCAUCCUCUUACCCUCCACUCCCAUGCGCACUUUAGCCCCUCCCCCUUUCCCAUGUCCAUCUUACGCCGUCUCAAUCUAAACUUCACCAAUCUUCGUCUCCGUCGCCGUUUCGCCACCGUUUCUGCUGCCGUACGUCAAGACACAACCGUCUGGACUCCACUUCCUCUCUCCGAAAUCGAACCAGCCGCUGAAUCUCUCUUCCAUAUUGCCAUCGACGUUUCCGACGCGCCGGACCUUGCUACAUCACAUACACGCGCCGGACAAUAUCUUCAACUUAAAGUCGGUGACUCGCCUAAACCGUCGUUUCUUGCAAUUGCGUCGCCGCCAAAGCUUGCGAUUAAGCGUGGUGUGUUUGAGUUUUUGGUGAAGAGUGUGGAGGGGUCCACUGCUGAAGCGUUGUGUGCGUUGAAGAAAGGUGAUGUGGUUGAACUCAGUCAGGUUAUGGGGAAUGGAUUUGAUAUUAGUCGGAUCGAACCCCCGGAGAAAUUUGGAACUGUUCUUGUCUUUGCCACUGGAUCCGGAAUUAGUCCAAUUCGGUCACUUAUUGAGUCAGGAUUUGGUGCUGGCAAGAGGUCUGAUGUGAGACUAUAUUAUGGGGCCAGAAACCUUCAGAGAAUGGCUUAUCAGGAUAGAUUUAAAGACUGGGAAUCUUCCGGUGUCAAGAUUGUGCCUGUAUUGUCUCAACCAGAUGAUAGUUGGACUGGAGAAAGUGGCUUUGUACAGGCUGCAUUUACUAGAGCAAAGGAAAUAUCUAACCCAUUGUCAACCGGUGCUGUACUCUGUGGGCAAAAGCAGAUGACUGAGGAAGUUACAUCUAUUCUUGUUGCUGAUGGAGUAUCAGUUGAGAAGAUACUAAAGAACUUCUGACCAAAAUGUAAUUUUUGAAUUGUUGUAUCAUUUUUGAGUUAUAGUAAAUGUAUUCCUUGCCAUUGCUGAGGAUGGAGCAUCUCAACCUGGAAUGUAAAAUAAACAAUUUUGGAAUUUAGUCCAUAUAUUAGAAACCACUUCCGCAGUUCAAAUAUAGGACAGAAACCCCACACCUUUAUUUUUGGAGAAGAAAAAAGAAAAAAGAAAAA